UGAGGGCCCUAUGUAGCAUUCGACGCCCAAAAUGGCGGCACGAUUGAAAAGUUUUGACUGUUUUGCUGGAGUUUGUUUUCAUACUAUUUAUCGGGGUGUGUAACUCUUCCGUGCCCGCCAGAAUCAAAGUGGAUUCUGCGUCUCGCUCUGGUCCCACAAUGACUUCGGUUCAAAUCGAACAUGAGAAUAGCGCUUAGCUGCCAACCCCAAAUUCGGGCUCACUUUGCCGAAGCGAGGCUAAGCUAAGGGAAGCUAUCGAGCUAGCGGGGAGUUGCGGUCUUUAAAGCUCCGCGGGUUAUGUGAUCCCUCGUUCGGACCAGGGCGGCAGGUUGAACAUGAAGAAAAUGACAUUGUCGUAGCAAUGGAGGAAGAUGUGAAAAAAGUGAAAAAGCCUGGUAUUGUGUCGCCGUUCAAGCGGGUCUUCCUGAAGGGAGAAAAGGGGCGGGACAAAAAGGCCCAGGAGAAGUCCACAGAGCGACGGGCCCUGCACACCUUCUCGCUCUCGCAGCCCGACCAUCGCAUCGAUCCUGACAUUCUCCUCAACGACUACAUUGAAAAAGAAGUCAAGUAUUUGGGCCAGCUGACAUCUGUUCCAGGAUACUUGAAUCCUUCAAGCAGGACAGAAGUCCUUCAGCUCAUCGACAAUGCAAGAAAGUCACAUCAGUUGGCAGGCCAACUGACAUCAGAGCAGGACGCGGUGAUGAGCUUGUCGGCGUACAACAUCAAGUUAGUGUGGCGUGACGGCGAGGAUAUUAUUUUGAGGGUGCCCAUCCAUGACAUUGCCGCUGUCUCCUACGUCAGGGACGACUCGCUGCACCUCGUAGUCAUCAAGACCGCCCAGGAAUGCGGAGGCUCUCCUUGUCACAGCUCUUUUACCGAUCUCAACAAAUCCCAAACGCUGAGCUCCUUGUCAGAGAGCGGCGCCGUGAUGGUGGAGGUCUGCUGUCUGCUUGUCCUCGCAGUCAACAACAAAGCAGCAGCAGAGGAGCUAUGUCUGCUCCUCAGUCAAGUCUUUCAGAUUGUUUACACCGAGUCCACAAUCGACUUCUUGGACAGAGCCAUCUUUGACGGAGCCACCACCCCCACCAGGCAUCUGUCUCUGUACAGCGAUGACUCGUCAAGCAAAGUGGAUGUUAAGGCGGCGUUUGAAGGCGACGCCAGCUCUUUUCCAUUCCAGGCAUCAAUGGACGCAGAUGGCAGCUCGCCGUCAGCCUCCAGCCCCGCCUCCCCACAGGUGAAGACGGCGAGCGAAGGGGAACUCAGCACCACGGCUGCAGAGCUGCUUCAGGACUACAUGACCACACUGCGCACAAAGCUGUCCUCCCAGGAGAUCCAGCAGUUUGCCACUCUGCUUCACGAAUAUCGCAACGGAGCCUCUGUGCACGAGUUCUGCAUUAAACUAAGACAGCUCUACGGUGACAGCAGGAAGUUCCUACUGCUUGGCCUGCGUCCCUUCAUACCGGAGAAGGACAGCCAGCACUUUGAAAACUUUCUGGAGACCAUCGGGGUCAAAGACGGCCGGGGCAUCAUCACAGACAGCUUUGGCCGCUACCGGCGGACAGCGAGCUCAGCCUCCGACUCCACCACCAAUGGCAAUGGGGCGGAAAGCGGUAGCGGAGAUGGCGCCGCCUCCGACGAGAGCCAAGAGACCCCCGAGGGCGACGAGUGGGACCGCAUGAUCAGCGACAUUAGCAACGACAUCGAAGCACUCGGUUGCAGUAUGGACGGCGAGGGUGUGACUCCCUGAUACGACUGAUGUGAUCACAUGAUGCUUGUUCGCACUGACUAUUUGCUAUAACUCCCUCAACACAUGAAGUCAAACAAAUGCACUUGCAAUCAAGUCUUUUUAUGUCGUUUUUGUACCCACUUAUAGGCAGUAUCUGCCACUGCUGUCAGCUAUGUAGCUACAAACAGGACUGGUUUGGAUUCUUUUGUAUCAUUGCUGCCCUAUUAUAUAUACAUGUUUUACAUUUUACACUAUCAUUUAUUAGUGUUUACUCACUCUAACUGACCCACGAAAUGCUGUAAAAGUUUUAAUCAUCAAGUGUUCUUGACAAAGCCAGUUCAUUUGCGGCUGAUGUGACUUACUCUCAUGCAGGUCAUCUGGCAUUUAUCCCUGAUUGUGCCUUUAAAACUGUAGCACAGCCGCUAUGUGCGAAUGUUUAUUAUUAAAUAACACUGAGUUUUGGCAUUCAA
This is a messenger RNA of Nerophis ophidion (straightnose pipefish), 2196 nucleotides long. It is a transcript of the gene ccm2, whose product is annotated as CCM2 scaffold protein. The record is from RefSeq and is a predicted model, not a curated record. The transcript has 10 exons. Gene Ontology annotation, biological process: heart development; vasculogenesis. The coding region runs from base 362 to 1747 and encodes 461 amino acids. NCBI's taxonomy places the organism in Eukaryota, Metazoa, Chordata, Actinopteri, Syngnathiformes, Syngnathidae.